Penicillium antarcticum is the source of this 1035-nucleotide messenger RNA. RefSeq names its product zinc-binding alcohol dehydrogenase family protein. The transcript has a single exon. NCBI's taxonomy places the organism in Eukaryota, Fungi, Ascomycota, Eurotiomycetes, Eurotiales, Aspergillaceae. The record is from RefSeq and is a predicted model, not a curated record. Bases 1 to 1035 code for a protein of 344 amino acids. Gene Ontology annotation, molecular function: oxidoreductase activity, acting on NAD(P)H.
AUGCCUCACAAAGCCAUUUGGGUCGACAGCUGUGACCAGCUCUCAAUUCGGGAAAUCGAAGAGAAUUAUGUCCCACAAGAAGCGGAGACACUCAUCCAGGUGUCGUUCAGUGGAAUCAAUCCUGCAGAUCUCAAACACGGAAUCUACAUGGGCAUCAACGAGAACGUUGCCGGCUAUGACUUCUCCGGAACCGUUGUCGAGGCCGGUCCUGGAUCUCGAUUCAUAGCUGGAGACAGGGUUGCAGGUCUUACCCCUGCAAUGAACCCUCGGCCCGCCAAGAACGGAGCUCAUCAGCAGUACCUCAUCGCACCUGAUCUGAUGACGUUCCCUGUGCCAGACCAUGUCUCCAUGGAACUUGCCGCAACACUUGGUGUUGCCAUGCGCACGGCAAUCGACGCUCUCUUCUGUGUUCUGGGACUUCCUGAGCCCGACUCAAACUUAGAAAACCCUGGUGCACUUCUGAUCUGGGGAGGCGCCAGUGGCGUGGGAACAGCUGCUAUUCAGCUAGCUGCCGCCGCUGGAAUCAGGCCUAUUCUUGUUACUGCUUCGCCACAAAACCAUGAGAUCUUGCAAAAGCUCGGAGCAACACAUUGUUUCAAUUAUCGUGACGAUGACGUAGUCGAACAGAUUAAGCUCUGGGUGUCCAAGUCAGGAAAAUCCCUUGACUAUGCCUUUGAUACCAUUGGACAUGUGGGAUAUGCGCAUAUGGCCGAUCUGUGUUUCUCAAGCAGCUCCGAAGAUGCGAGAGUCGUUUCCACCAUUCCCCACAGUAAAUCUCUAAAUUGCUUUGCAACAACCGCCAACGAGCUCUCUUUCGAGGGCUUUACUGGCACAGUCACAUUUGCGGCUCGGCUAGCCGAUGCAGAGCGAACUUCUCAAAUCUUGGAGCGGGCUGUGAACAAGUUGAAAUCUCUUACGAUGCCAACAUUGAAGACAGUCUAUGGAUAUGAGGCUGGCAUUGAAGCUAUCGCGGAAUCCGCUGAGGGAACUGCGAGCUUUGAGAAGGUCGUUGUUGCGCAUGAAAAUGUCGUUUAG